GUCGGAGGGUGAAGGAAACCUGCGUCUCGGGGCAGGAGCAUGCAUGAUGCGCGUAUGUGUGCAGCAGCUCUCAGACUGGUGAGUCUGAAGCGCAGUUCAGGCACCAUCACCGGCGGAGCGAUACCACCAUCUCCUCUCAGCCCCGGUUUGUCAAAGCGAGAGUGUGUGGCUCACUGUACCUGAGCGAACGUGUCCAUCAUGUACUAUCGAAAAGGGGGGCAGAGGAUCAAAACUGGACCAAGGGACCUGGCUGUAAAUCUCUGAAAUGCAGAGCCACAUCACGCUCCCAUCAAGAUCUGUCUCCCUGGGCUGGCUGCUGCGGUUGUUUUGCCACUGAUGAAGAUAUUUUUAUUAUUAUUAUUAUUUUGAUGCGCUUCUGUGGAUGUCUAUGAUUAUGUUUAUUCUGGGGCUCUGGUGUAGUGCGUGAGUCAUCGUCAGCACCGGCGAGCAGGAGCUGUUGUCAGGACUCGUUGACAUGCAUUCCCCCUGAGCCCGGCGGCGCCUCCCUCGGUGUUGUGGCGGCAGGAUGCCGGUGCAGGCAGCCCAGUGGACAGAGUUCCUGUCCUGUCCCAUCUGCUACAAUGAGUUCGACAGCAGCGGCCACCAGCCCAUCAGCCUGGGCUGCUCCCACACGGUGUGUAAGACCUGCCUGCACAAACUGCACCGCAAGGCCUGCCCCUUCGAUCAGACGCCAAUCAGCACCGAUAUCGACCUGCUGCCGGUCAACUGCGCCCUGCUGCAGCUGGUCGGAGCUCAGGUCCCUGAUGUGCAGCCGGUGAGCCUCAACAGUGCAGCAGAAGUCGAGAACUAUGAGGUGUGCAGGGUGUGCGUGGAAGAGCUGGCUCUCUACCUAAAACCAAUCAGCGGAGCAAAAGGCGUGGCGACACUGAGUCCGAGUGUCCUCAGUCGGCCAAUGCAGAGGAAGCUGGUGACCUUGGUGAACUGCCAGCUGGUGGAGGAGGAGGGCCGUGUCCGGGCGGUGCGGGCAGGCCGCUCGCUGGGGGAACGAACCGUAACCGAGCUCAUUCUGCAGCACCAGAACCCCCAGCAGCUCUCUGCCAACCUUUGGGCAGCGGUGAGGGCGCGGGGAUGCCAGUUCCUGGGACCUGCUAUGCAAGAAGAUGCACUGAAGCUAGUCUUACUGGCUCUGGAGGAUGGCUCAGCUUUGUCCAGGAAGGUGUUGGUUUUGUUUGUAGUCCAGAAGCUCGAGGCCCGCUUCCCCCAGGCCUCCAAAACCAGCAUAGGCCACGUGGUGCAGCUGCUCUACAGGGCCUCCUGCUUCAAGGUGACUAAGCGUGAUGAAGACUCGUCACUGAUGCAGCUAAAAGAAGAGUUUCGGACAUACGAAGCUCUCCGGAGAGAACAUGAUGCUCAGAUUGUCCACAUCGCCAUGGAGGCGGGCCUACGAAUUUCACCUGAGCAGUGGUCUUCCCUGCUGUAUGGAGACCUGGUCCACAAGUCACAUAUGCAGUCCAUUAUUGACAAGCUGCAGUCUCCAGAGUCAUUUGCAAAGAGCGUUCAGGAGCUGACCAUUGUUCUGCAGAGGACCGGAGACCCUGCCAACCUCACAAGCCUUAGACCACACCUAGAGCUACUCGCCAACAUAGACCACAACCCAGAUGCCCCGGCGCCAUCAUGGGAGGAGCUGGAGAGUGUGAUGCUGGCUGUGAAGUUGGUGGUUCAUGGACUAGUGGAGUUCAUACAGAACUUCAGCAAGAAGAGCCACGACGCUCCGCAGCCUCAGGCCAACAGCAAGUACAAGACCAGCAUGUGCCGAGACCUCCGUCAGCAGGGAGGCUGUCCCCGAGGAACCAACUGUACAUUUGCGCACACGCAGGACGAGCUGGAGAAAUUUAGACUAAGGAACAAGAAGACCAGCAGCGUGGGCCGUGCGUUCCCGUUAGCGCCGGGAGUUAUGGGUAAAACUUUCACUAUGGAGGGCAGCAUCCACACAGAUGUGUCUGGAGGAAUGGGGCAGGGGCUCAAAGGCACGGGGGAGAACACAGCCUCCUUGACAGAGGGAGUGCCCGGCCUGUCUCACCCAGAGCUGAUCCCCAGAGGCGCUGACAUGAUGGAGGAGAUGAAGAGAGCGGUGCCAAAUGGAUCCAACGGGUCCAACGGGCUGUCUAACAGGAGCUCGUCAGGGUCGACCGAACAGAAGCCCAUCUCACCUCCCAGGACUCCAGUCAGUCACUCCUCAGCGUCGUCUCCCUUGACAACAAUUGGGCGGGGUGACGGUGGCGCUCCUAUCCCCAAACAUGGUCAGUUCGUGCUGCGUGCACCACAUCCUUCUCAGGCGUCAGAGCUGUACUUUCAGGAGCCGCACUCUGCAUAUGACACGGCCCAUUAUCAACCAACCUCAGGUUCCUACUACCAAUCUACUCUCCAUCCCUCUCACAAACCCUGCAUGGCUCGCUUCCUUCGAUCCUCCAACGUCCCAGAAUCCUCUCUGCCGCCCUCAAUUGGCCCUCCGCCAUCUUCCUACCCCAGUGACCCUCAGGCACCGCACCCACCUGCCUCCUCUUCCUCGGGGUACCCGCCACACCCGCCUAGAGAUCGAAUGGGGCCUCCUGCCUUCCAUCCCCACCCGGGGCAGCCUCAGUACGGGCCUCUGGCUCCGGCUCAUGGUGUUUAUGCUCCCCUCUAUGACAGCAGGAGAGUAUGGAGGCCUCAGCUGUACCACAGAGAGGAUGCCAGGAGCAACUCACUGCCUCCAGAGGUGCUGCAUUCCUCCGUCUACCAGCCUCCACUCAGGGAGAGAUUCAACUCUCUAGACAGCAACUACUGCUCUGGAGCUGAACACCGUGCAGGGCUACACAGGGAUUAUGGCCGUGUUCCUCUAGGCUAUGAGGAUCUGUUCAGAAGGAAGCAAGAGCAGUGGGCUCAUCAUCACCACCAUCACAACGCCAACAGGCCCUCCCAGUCCUCCCCCAUCUUCACCAUCGAUUUUGGAACCGAGCAUGUGGAGAGCAGCGGAGGCCAGUGUGUGGGGUGCAGGUUCAGAGGCGAGGAAAGCUUAGCACACUACUCUCCGUGGUCCUGUGGCACCAUCGGCCCCUGCCUCAGCCCCUUUGAACCCGAAACGCUCGCGCACACCUCGGCUCACUCCUGCUCAGAGCACUCGGUGAGACUCUUCACACGUCCACAAGAGCUGGACAGUAACGGAGGUGGGAGCGGAGGCGUAAGCGGUAGUGGUGUCGGGAAGCGAUGGCUGCAUUCAUUAGAUCACUACCGGCGCUUAAAAGACGAGGAUCCGAUCAUUCCCUUUAGCGAGGGGCCCAUUAUCUCCAAGUGGGGCGCCAUAUCCAGGGCAUCUCGCACAGGCUACCACACCACCGACCCUAUCCAAGCUACAGCCUGCCAGGGCAGCGCCAACACCACACCCAUCAACUUUAAAGAUUACAACCACCACUUGGAUCACAGUGACUACAGAUGGAGCUCCAGAGGAUCAGACUCUUCCAGCCACUCCAGUUUCCUAGAGAGUGAGCACCUUUGUGCAUCAGAGCUUCAUGGUCGUCGCACAUCACUAAGCAGUGGAGAGAAAAUUGUGACUGAUCUGCAAGCCCGUCAGGCCGCCUACAGCCGGGAUCGAGGCCAUGCCGACAGCGAACCAGACCCAGAUCGAGACAUUGAGCUGGAACUGUGCGCUCUUGACAUGGAAGAUUCAGACCACCAGGAGAUCAAGUCUCAGGAGUCUUUAGACCUGGCCACCCCACAGUCUCAGGAUGCUUCCCACCUCCUCCCACCACCCUGCUCUUCUCCCCUCCUUGCUUCUCCCGUGGAGGAGCACUCCCAAACAGAGGGUCCUUCGUCAGAAAAGAUGGAUGCUCACCUGCUGAAAAAGAUGGCCUUCAGGAAGUCUCUGUCUCCUGGAGGGUUGGUCUCAGGAGGCCUGGCCGUCGGCAAGCUUGUCCUGCGGACUGGACCUCCUCGCCUGGGGGAUGCUCGUCCUGACACGCCCGGGACAGAGAUGCUGCUCAAUGGAAGCUAAGGGGACACAAAGUCAGACACUGACCUGCGCCGAGCUAGAGCUGAGUCGCUUGCCUGCAACCAGAGCCUGGUUAAAGGGAAAACCAUUUAAUUCCAGCCUUCAUAUAUGUCAAUCAUAUGCCUAAAUAAAACUUGACAGAUAUGGGUUAACAGUGUAUGCUGCGCCACAUCGUCAGGGGCAAGAGAAAACACAUUGUCCUGCCUCCUCGGUGGUGAUUUUCACCAAUGUACAGCUCCACAGAGAAUUUAGUGAUAUUACUGUUUAUGCCCAGUAAGGCACAUGACCAGUUUGCCCUUACAGUAGAUGCUGAACUUGUGUCCAUGUUUGCAGUUUGAAUCCUGGUGACAUUUAGGAGAAAGGCUGGAGAUCUCAUAGCAUCUUCACCACAUGGUUGCUCACUUCACAUGACAUUGUACGCAAGAGGUUUACACAUCAUCUACUUUGUUGUUAUUUAACUUGGCGGACAAAGACUAAUGGUUUGACAGAAAGCAGAAGCCUCUACAGUAGGUGCCAGUUUUCAUGCCACUUUUUAACUUUACUAUAGGAAUUCUGUUGAUGUUUUGCUUUAACUAUUCUUAAUUUUUUAUAUGUAGCGUGGAUUGACAGCAGGGACUGAGAUCCCAACAUUUUUAUACUAAAUUUCCUACCAAAUCCUGUCAUUGUGUACCUAGGCUAGUGAGUUCUUGCUACAGUAAGUAUUUUUCUUAUAAUGUAAUGAGUAUAAUUUACUAUUAUGAGUAUAAUUUGCUCUCGAACAGCUGGUUUAGAGACACUCAGCUUUCCAAAAAGACGUCAGCAAAACAGUAACAUUAUUUAUCACUUUUUUAACCUUUUUGCUACCUUGUGAAUAUCUGAUGAUUAUUUCUCAUGUCUUGCUGUCUCUUUACAUCUUAAAGGGUAACUUCAUUUUUUUUUUCAGCCUGAAUCAUAUUUUCCCAUGUUUUUGUGUCUAAGCGACUAAUGAGAACAACAGUUUUCAAAACUGGUCCAGUACUGAGUGAGAGCGCUGCAGCUGGCAGUCACUUACCAGGCUGCAAUGUAACGUAAAUGGGCAAUUGUGCAUCGUCAGUGUACGUCCACUCAAAGUGUCUGUUUUUGCCACUGACAGGCUCAGAUUGUUGAUGUAAAUUUCUGACAACAUGACGCCCAGUUCAGACCAAACAUUUGUGACAAGACGAAUGUGCAGCUACUUGCAAUGUGCCGUUUUGUAAUGUUCUAAAAACCUGCUGGUUCACACCAAUGCAACUAGAUAAGAUGGAGUAUCAUCUCUAUGCAACAACUCUCUGUACUUCGGUUCUGAUUUCCAGCUUUUCAAGCUUAUUUUGUUGGUGAACAUAAUUUGUACUUCUUUGACCAGCUGCAGUUGAGUUGCUGAGUUGCAGGUGACACCAUCAGCUGGCUUGAGCUGAUCUCAGAACUGCAACUUUUCUCUGCAAAGUUCUAAAACGGUUUUGUCUCGUCGCUGAACUGGGCAUUACAGAAAGGAUUCCUACAGAGAUAGACCUUUUUGUUAAAGAGUAAGAUCUUUUUUAUUUAAGCAGAAACAGCCCAACUUUGCUAUCGCCAAACCCACCAGAUUCCAUUAAAAAAAACCACACAUUUUAUUAUUGUAAAACACACUCCAUUCAAAGUUGACAGAAACAAAAUACAACUAAAAAACAUUUUGGUGUGUGUUUCUACUGUCCCAACAAUCACCACACUCUGGUUUUGUUUAAAUAAACCCUAAAUUCACCCAGUUAGAUGUGAACAUAUGCUGACUCUGUACAUACUAAAAUUACUGUUUUUUUAAAUGGGGUCUGGUGGGUUUGGCGAUGGUGAUUUCAGGGCUGUUUUUUGAUAAACAAAAAGGAUCUUAGUCUUCAGUGACCCUUUCCAUAAUGUUGUCUGACAGUUAGAAUAAUAAUCUGAGCCUGUCAGUGGCAAAAACAAGCACUUUGAGUGGACAUAAAUUGACAGUGCACAAAUGCCCCAAUUGAUUACAUUGCAGCCUGUUUGGCAGCUACAAGGGUCUCUGUCAAUACUUGACCAGUUUCAAAAAUUGUUGUCUCCAUCAGUCACUUGGACACUAAAACAUGGGAAAGUAGGAUCCAGGUUGAAAAAUGCUGAAGUUACCCUUUAAAGUAUUUUCACAAAUGCUCCCUAAAAAAAUCAAGAGAUAAAUGUUAUAAUACUGAGAGGAAAAAUGGGCAGGGAACUCAAACCCUGCAAGAAAUUUUCAAAAAAGUGCUGAAAACAGAGGUCUUCACUAUGCUGAUACCCAAACAAGCUCUUAUCUUCUAUGAGUCAUAUGUUGAUCUCCAAAUUCCUUCGGCUGUCAUGAGAUCACAGAACACAAUCACACAGUCAUAAACUAAGUUUUUAAAUGAUCCUUAAUCACUGGGGGACAAAUGAUCAGUAGAGGCCAGGAGGAUGACAACAAAAUAAAGAUGUGUGUAAACUUUUCUGUGAUCCACACCAUACUCCUCACACUGCAUAACUAAUUCUACAAAAUUCUGAAAUCAUAUUUUCAGCUGCAGAUGGAGCUAAUUCAGUAGAUUUCUAUACAAGCCACAUGAACCCACAAUCACUCUUAAAAACUAUUGUUUCAUCUCUGUGUGCCUGUAGUAGUCCUGGCAUUUAAUCCUGCUGACUGUAAGUUAGGAACAAACUCACUGCCCUAUCUUACACACACACACACACACACACACACACACACACACGUGAACACAAGCUGUAAUUCACACACAUUCGACACCAACAUGCAAUACAGUGGCCUUUCUCUCCUUGGUGUUGUACAGACCUAAACAGUUGGCUCUCUACAAUGACUUUUAUUCAUGCCUGUUGACGGACUCCUGUCCUGUUUCACAUGCGUUAUCAUUCAUGUAAACUGGAAAUCACAUUUUUGUAAGCUCAUGGCAUUUUUCUGUGCUUUCCAGUCCUGUCAUAUCUAUGUAACUAAUAUUCAGAGGUCAUGCAUUUCAAGCUUGAAGCCUACAAAAAAGUGAGGGACACCACUUCUUGUGUUUCGUCACGCCGUAUCUUUGUUUGACUUUUUAAAAAGUUUCAGUUUCUUUUGUUUUACGCAUUGCUGACUUCUGUGAAGUUGUUCGUCGGGGUAUUUUGUAUCAGGAUCUUUGUUACUCUUGUUUUUGUUUGCUAUAUUUUGCAUCACGGAGACAAAACUGAUCGGUCUCGUCUAACGUUUCUCUGUGUUCGCCGGCCGUCCAAUGCGCCGCCAUCAGUACACUGUCUAGUUCACUGUUAUUUUGUGCAGUAUGGUUUUGAUUUCCAUGUAGUCCAGCCUUGCCUCACUGCCUUUUAUAGAUAUGAGGCAUCCUGUCAUGUGUGGCUUCAUCUUGAUAACUUUAAUAAACAGCGUGAACACAUUAACCCAUUUUGGAUUUGUAGGAUUUAAAGUCUGUUUACACCCUAAUCUAAAUCUUAUGAGAUUUAUGUAGAAUGAGAAGAGGAGGGCGGAGUAAUAUUUGAAUCUUUCCAGCUUCCUCUUUCAUUUCCUCUCACCUAAGCUACUGCACCUUUUCGGAAAUGUUUCUCUCAGAUUAUACAUUAAAUCCCAUUUUAGAGGAUGCCAGAGUGGCUGCACGUGUGAGGAUUGCUUAUUGAGUUUCAAGUUAAAACAAUGAAAUAAUGGACUGGUGACCUUUUUGGGAGGUUUCUCUCCACCCAACACAUGCUGGGAGCGUGUAAUACAAUGUAGAAAACUCUGUUUUGUGGGAUUUGUUUCUGAGCUGAGAAAGGUUCGAGGUGGCACAGGGAUUUUGCUGCUCCGAGUCAUGACAUUAGCUCAGCUACCUACUGUUGCUCUGCAUCUGUUUACAACUUCACCUUUGAAGUCAUGUAAGUGCCAUGUUGUGUACAGUACAGUACAAUCAAUCCCUGCAAUUUUCCUACGGCUUUUCAUAUUCCUUGACUGUAAACUACGUGAGGAGGGGGAGAGGCACAGUCGAGCCGAGGAGUGAGAUACUUCUCGUGCAGUUCUGCUUUGUUCCAUUAGAGGAGGCUAGAUCCUUGUCUGUCUGAAUCGCUCAGGGAAGACUUAAGUUGCUCAGCUACUUUUCUAUAUUCAUCACUUAGAUAUUCUGUGGAAGUGUUUACCUGGAUUUCACUUGCUGAUAACCGACCCUUUCACCCAAAGCAUACAUGGGUUAGAGAUUUUAUUGUUUGCCAGUGUUUACUUUUGCCAGUGUUUUCUUUUGCGUCUCAGUAUCAAUAUUAGCUUUGCUAUUCCUGUUCCCAUGGGAAAGGGCUGGGCACUACUGUAUGUAAAAACAGUAUUGUGAGUAUUGACCCAAUGUCAAAGUGAUACUCCCUGUUUCCUUUAAAGUGUCUAUAGAGCACCGCUGUAGUGGCUAAUCGCACUGCACUAAUUCCCACCCCAUCACUGCCAGUGGGUGCGCUCUGCCGCCCCCGCAACUUUUCCUUCACCCCAUCGUACCCUGCAUCCUGCGUCAUGCAUGCGAUAUAGUCCCUCUUGUGAUGGCGGAGGAGUAUUGAUGAUUCUGUAGUUGUGAUACAACACACCCAGCGCUGUAAGAGUUCUGCACAUGCCCACUGUGUGGCCACGUUCAAGUGCUGAAGUUUGCUUGCAGCAUUUUACUUGUUUGCUCAUGAAAAUUAAUUCUUGUUUGAUAGAGAUUAUAUUAUUAUGACUAUUAUUGUUAUUACCACAUUUGGUUGUUGUUGUGGUAUUUUUUCCUCCUCGGUAUAUUCUAAGUCAGCUUCUUUGUUUUGAAUUUGAGAAUUUGCUGAAACUGUUUGGAGAUUUUUUUAUUAGACAAAGAAAGUGUCUCAUUAUUCUAUAUUCUAUGGGAAAAAAGCCUGUUUGUUGAUUGUUAAACAUAUGAACUGAUGUUUUCUGACUAUUCAUGUCUGUAUUAGACAUUUUAUUUGCGAAUCUAUUGUUCGAUUGAAAUGUAAAUGAACUAUUAAGAGAUGGUACACAUCCGUCAUUGUAUACAGUCUGGCACCAUCAUUAGAUGGACUUAUAGUAUAGACGCUCAUUUAUACAACCUGUGAUAAUUAGAUAUAUUUAAAUGUUUAAAUCAUUGGGGCAGUUGUGUAAUGUUUCAGAAUGAGGAAAAUAAACUCCUUAAGAGACAGCAUAUCUAAAAUGUCCCCAUAAUGAAUAAUACUGUUACGUAUUCCAUUUAUUUCCUUGGAAAUAUCACAUUGUGAAAGGUUUCCCUUUUACUUACUGUACGGUAAUGCAGGACUGGAGUCAUGAUGAUGAUGAUUUUUGUGCUUUUGAUGACUGAUGCAACUGUUUGAGUAUUGUUUGACUGACUGAUUGAUUCUUCUGUGCAUUUUCUGGCUCGUUCAUCUGUAUUACUCUGACUUACAGACAGCUUGGCCGAGCAGCAUACUGCUUCUGUGUUGCACUGAGAGAUGGAAUUAUUAAAAGGAAGAUUUCAGCACAUGAAAUUGCAUGCCACAAUAAACCAACAAGAAAUGAUGUUUCCU
Messenger RNA from Epinephelus moara (kelp grouper), 9451 nucleotides. It is a transcript of the gene rc3h2, whose product is annotated as ring finger and CCCH-type domains 2. The transcript is spliced from 20 exons. Bases 527 to 3991 code for a protein of 1154 amino acids. Gene Ontology annotation, molecular function: metal ion binding. The record is from RefSeq and is a predicted model, not a curated record. NCBI's taxonomy places the organism in Eukaryota, Metazoa, Chordata, Actinopteri, Perciformes, Serranidae.